Molecule: messenger RNA, 2185 nt
Organism: Larimichthys crocea (large yellow croaker)
Lineage: Eukaryota; Metazoa; Chordata; Actinopteri; Sciaenidae
Gene: slc61a1
Product: major facilitator superfamily domain containing 5
Exons: 2
Coding region: 232-1680 (482 amino acids)
Biological process (GO): molybdate ion transport
Cellular component (GO): membrane
Molecular function (GO): molybdate ion transmembrane transporter activity
Source: RefSeq, a predicted model, not a curated record
ACAGGACCCGCAUCCCGGAAGUGAACCGUGGUCUGUUUGGUAAAGGCACAGUUAGCAUACGUGUUACUCCACCACUCACUUAUGUUUCAUGUUUGCACUGUUGUACGACGUGUAUCGUCAACUAAUAUGGGAUCACUGUCAAACAGCACGGUGCUGAGAAAUAGAAAGAGAAGAGUUGAAAACACUCCAGAAGCUCAGGUUUGACCUCAAGUGUGUGCAGUUUCUCACACCAUGUUGGUGACCGCAUAUUUUGCCAUCAUUUUCCUGCUUGCCCUGUGUGUUGGCCUCGAGCUCACAGCACGCCGCCUCACUCCACCCCAGUCUACACCCACUGCUGUAGCCAACCCUGUUUUCCGUCGCUUCCAGAGUAUUUUUCUCCGGGCAUACCUUUUGGCUUUGUGGGCAGACUGGCUCCAGGGUCCUUACCUCUACAAACUGUACCGCCACUAUAGCUUCCUGGAAUCCCAAAUAGCCAUUUUAUAUGUGUGUGGCCUGGCCUCCUGUGUUCUGUUUGCUCCUUUUUCAGGCUGGCUCCCUCAAGUUUUGGGCCGCAGACAGACAUGUCUUCUCUUCUGCCUGUCGUACUCUGCUUGUUGUCUCACAAAGCUGUCCAGAGACUACUUUGUUUUGAUUGUGGGCCGGGUCCUGGGGGGUCUGUCCACAUCCCUGCUGGCAACAACAUUUGAAGCCUGGUACGUGCACCGCCACGUAGAAGUCCAUGAUUUUCCCAAGGAAUGGAUCCCCAGCACCUUCACCAAAGCUGCUACCUGGAACCAUGGGCUUGCUGUGGGAGCAGGACUGGUGGCUAACUUGUUGGCCGAGUGGCUUCACCUCGGCCCAGUGGCUCCCUUUCUCCUGGCUGUACCCUGCCUAGCUUGCUGUGGUUGGGUGGUGCUAACAGACUGGGGUAAGGAAGAGGCCACAGAAAGUUCUGAAGGGGACAAACAAACACUGCUUCUUGGCACUCCAAAUGGAGGUGCAACCCGUUUGUCCGCAAGGGCCCGGUUCUCACGCAGCUGCCAAGACGGGUUACGCUGCCUGCUGUCUGACAGGAGAGUCAUGCUCUUAGGUGGAGUGCAGGCGUUGUUUGAAAGUGUCCUUUACAUCUUUGUUUUUCUGUGGACCCCAGUACUGGACCCUCAUGGACCUCCUUUGGGAAUAGUAUUCUCUUGCCUGAUGGCUGCCAGCAUGGCUGGCUCCUUGCUGUACCGCCUAGCCACCUCCACACGGUACCGCCUACAGCCUGGGCAUGUUCUCUGCGUGGCUGUGCUGAUGGCCUUUUUCUCCCUCUUCAUGCUGACUUUCUCCACCGCCCCUGGUCAGCCUAGACCUCAUGAAUCUUUUCUGGCCUUCCUGUUACUGGAGCUAGCCUGUGGCCUCUACUUUCCUGCAGUCAGCUUUCUCCAGGGCAGGGUAAUCCCUGAGGAGAAGCGAGCCGGUGUGCUGGCCUGGUUCCGACUGCCUCUACACCUGUUGGCGUGCCUAGGGUUGCUGGCACUCCAUGGGGAAGUAUCAGGCACAGGUGGAGGAGAGGGUGGCAGCGGCACCAGACACAUGUUUGGAGGCUGUGCUGUCAUGAUGCUGGCAGCCUUGAUGGCUGUAGUCAGUCUGUUUACUCUAGGUAGGAAUGACACAGACCUGAGACUGGAAGGAACCAGAGGGGAGGGGGAUAUGUACUGAGGAGCUAAACCACAGAUCCAUUUAUGUUUGACUGGUUUAAAAUGUAUUGUGUGUCUGAAGGUAGAAACCUCAUGUGUGUUCACUGGAGUAGUCCUAAUUCUACAAUUUGCCAAAAGAAUUAGUGAUGGAAAUCAAAGACCAAAGGGGGUAUUUUGAUGCAUUAAAACCAAUUGAUUUUCCAUUUUUAUGUUUGCCUUGUUACUUCUUUGUUGUUACAAAUCCUGUCUGUCUUGAUGUUUUCAGAACUAGGCCAUAUCUACUUUCAUUUGUCAUUCAUAUCAUUUGUUAAAUUGUUAGAAUGUUUGUUUUGUUCAAAUUCAUUUAUCAUUCCGUGAACUGUUCCAGCGAACAUGUUAUUGCCUCGUUGUGUCCACCUAUAGGGAGAUGGGCUGAUGUGUUUGACAGGAUAUAAUUAAUAUCAGCUGUCAGUAUCCCCUGUAAGGAUCAGUAAUGUAAUAACUUCCAUUAAGAAUAUCCAAAGAAAUAAAGUCAUGACGAACAUGUA